AUGCGAUUACCUAGACAGUCCCCUCAAGACACAGUUUCUGGACUAUGGGCUAGUCUGCGUGCAACACAUCUCAUAAUCCAGGUUAAUCACUCGCUUCAUUUUUAUCUUCAUGAGAGCUACACAUCUUUCAAGGCACUUCCUAAACUCAAUGGCCUCAAAAUACAGAACAUAACUUUUCGAGAAGACCUUCCGAACUCUGGGGUGGUAGAGCUAGUUAGCACGACGACCAAUGAUUGUAUCUUUGUUGUUAACAUCAAGCCUCACACAAGUGAAAAUAAGCGUGAUGACAAACUAGUGAAACAAGUACUAAAAUGCAAAAGUGAAGUCGUCUGUGUUUGUGUCAGCACGAAUGAAAGUCGUGUUUAUGUUGUUUCAAAAAGCGAGUUGGCUAUUUACGAACCCGCAGACUUCUCACAUAAGCUGUUGGUCGAAGUAUUUGCGUCUCAACCUCUAAUCCUGAAGCAUACAUUGGGUGAAAAUAGAUCUGCUGUUAAAUUGAACGAGUUUCAUGUUCUUACAGGCACCUCUGCUUUUGUGAGCAAUGACCAAGAGGCAUUGCUCGCUCCAACCUCAAAAUGGAAUGGUUUUAACGUCACAGAACUACUAUCAUUCACUACUACCCGACACCAUUACAUUUUUAUCUACAAGAGUGAUCAAAUUGUGAUUCAAGACAAGCUUUUGAUGCAUCCACCUAUAGAAUUGAGCCCAAAUGUUAUGCAAGGUAUCAAUGGUAUAACAUCUGAUCCUGUAAAGCAGACGGUGUGGGUUUAUAAUGAUUCCUCAAUCUACGAAAUUGUUGUUGGCAAUGAGCAUUCAUCAAUAUGGUAUGGUUACUACAUCAUGGGGCGCUUUGACGAGGCGCUAGCACUACUAGACGAAGAGCCAUCAAAUUCUAACUUGGAGACUUACAAAAACUUUGUGAAAGUGAAAAAAGGGUAUAGUUUACUUCAAAAAGGUGGCUUUGGAAUGGAUAUCUCACAGGAAGAGAAUCGCAAAGCAUUGUCUGAGUCACAACUUCGUGGCGUUCGAAAUUUGGCUUGUUCGAUGGAACCCUUUGAAAAAGUCUGUCUUUUGCUCAGCAAAGCCCAUAACCAUUUGGAGUCCCGAACUUGGCAUUACGAACUAUUGAUUGCGUAUCUUCGGGAAAAGCUUUCCCUUGCUAAGAAGGAGCGUUCGAAAAUGAAAGCCGUCAUCAUAGCGACUUGGACAUUGCUUCUAUAUUCACAGGAAAUAGCAGCAUCUAAAGAUAAGGCUAAUGUGCUAUUGGCAAGAGAAGAUCAUCACCACGCCAAGCCGGAAUUGAUCGAGGAGUUGAAGCAAUUCUUGGACGUAAAUCAAAGUUUCCUCGACCCCGAGCUGGUAAUCGAGAUUCUUUUGAAGGCCGAUCUUGAUUCAGUCCGGAUGCAUUAUGCGGUCAUUAGAGGGGAGUUUGAGUACAUUCUCACCUUCCACUUAGAGAACGGAAAUUGGACAGCAGCUAUAGCGACUUUGAAAAAAGCGAUAGAAAGCGAGGGCAGUUCAGGAAGAGAACUCUUGUAUACAACGGCGCCAUUAUUGUUACAGAUUUGCCCCAAAGUGACGGUUGACACCUGGGCUAAGACGACGGGACUUCAGGUCCGGCGACUUCUUCCUGCGAUCCUUGAUUACGUCCGUAAACAUGAUCAUUUGCCACUACCAGAAAACCACGCUCUUAAUUUUCUCGCAGGAGUGACGAACGAAAGCAAUUGUGAAACAGCGAUAAACGCAUACCUCGCUCUCAUAGUAAGGUAUCCUGAUGACGAUCAACAGAGGGCAACUAAAGCUUUGCUUAAAGCCAUAAAUCAUCUUCGUGAUUGCAAAUCUGAAGUUGUUUACGACAAACAACUCAUACUUCGACUAGCCAUACAGCAUGGGAAGUUGUGGCCCGCGGUUAUUAUCAUGAUAGAUGAUUUGCAACUCUACGAGACAUCCUUGAAGUUUGCCUUAAAGCACAAGGAUAUCCGAUCAGCGGAGUAUAUCUUGCGAAAAUUUGAGAGGAAUUUGACGGAAAGUGCUGAAUAUAAAAGACAAACGACUAGCGAGUUGCAGAUGUCAUUAAGCCACUUAUCCGACAAUGAUCAAAACAUGAGAAAGCGCCUUUGGCUUGUUUUUGCUCAAUUUGUCAUGAAACACUCUGCGGGUGACUUCAUGUCGUUACAGAAUACUUAUUUUGAGAGGCAUCUUAAAAAUGGAUCUUCCAGAUUCGAAGAUCGCAUUCGUUAUCUCAUCGAUUAUGCAAAGGAGACAUCACGUUUCAAGUCUCCAUUGAAUGUGAAAGACUUGAUUGCGCUUUUGCCAGAGCAAGUUGAAAUCUCGCAAUUAAAAGAGGAGAUCGUCGACUCACUCGAUAGCCACAAUGACUCUAUUGCAUUAUUGACUAGUGAAAUGAAGGAGCUGGCUCUCAUUUCCUCAAAUAAAGGUCGUUUAGAUCGCUACUACUAUUUGGCAAAGGAGAAGGGUUACAGAGCUAGAUCUUCCUUCAAGCUUAUACAGAUUAAUGAGAAAUAUGGUCAUUUCUUGGAAAAGUCCAAAGUUGUGGUAGACUUGUGUGCUGCUCCUGGAUCGUGGUGUCAGGUAGCCUCCAACCUUUGUCCAAUGAACUCAUUAAUUGUCGGUGUGGAUAUCGUUCCGAUGAAGCCUCUCCCUAAAUGCAUUCUAUUUCAGUCGGAUAUAACCACUGAGGAUUGCCGCUCGAAGCUUCGAGGACAUCUCAAGACGUGGAAAGUGGAUACAUUUCUACAUGACGGAGCUCCCAACGUGGGUUUAGGAUGGGUUCAAGAUGCUUUUACCCAAUCACAGCUUGUCUUAAAAGCUCUCAAGCUAGCUGUUGAGCAUCUUAUUCAAGGCGGAACUUUUGUCACAAAGGUUUUUCGGUCAAAGGACUACAAUAAUUUGAUGUGGGUAUUCCAGCAGCUCUUUGAUAAAGUUGAAGCCACGAAGCCACCAGCCUCGAGAAAUGUUUCCGCUGAGAUCUUCGUUGUUUGCAAAGGCUUCAAAGCACCCAAAAAGUUAGACAAUAGAUUGCUUGAACUCACAGACGUCUUUGAAGAAAUUGGCAAACCAAAAGACAACAAUGAGGCAAAAGUUUUCAAUCCAGAGAAGCGAACGAGGAAAAGGGAGGGAUACGAAGAGGGAAACAACAUUUUAUUCAAGGAAAUGGAUAUCCUUGAGUUCAUAAGAGAUGACGAACCCAUCAACAAAUUGGGAGAACUAAACAAAUUGGCAAUCCCAACAAAAAGUUCGGAGUGGAGGAUGUUGUGCAAGCUAAAGCUUUGGUCGUCAGAGCUCGAAGAAUGCGUGAGUGACCUUAAAGUGUUGGGCAAAAAAGAAUUCAAACGAAUCCUUAAGUUUAGAAAAAAUGCUAGGAAAGCGCUUCAGCUCGAUAAAGCUCCUGAAAGUGACUCUGAAGAGAAGCCUGUUUUGACAGAGGAAGAGCAAAUAAGUCAGGAGUUAGCUUCGCUCACGGAAAAACAGCGUCAAAGAAGAAAGCGGGAGAAAAAGACAGCUAAUGAAGUGAAACAGCGAGAACUCAAGCGUCUUCAAAUGAACAUGCUUACCGAUAUGUCGAUUGGUAUAGAUGCCGCCAAUAACGCGUCUCAGUCUUUAUUUAACUUGAAAGCGGUCAAAAAUACUGGUGCAAUGGAAUCCAUAGCUGACGGAAAGAAGACGAUGAUAUUGUCAGACAAAGGCCGUAAUGUGGAUACCUUGCUGGAUGACGAGGAAUCUGUGUCUCUGGACUCAGAGAAGGAGAAUGAUGAUCUUGAAGCUCAACUAAAUGCUUUACACGAUCAGUUUAAGCAAAGAAAGUUGGAAAGGGAUGCCAAUUAUCGGGCCAAGCUUAAUCGAGGCGAUUUAGAUGAGGAGAAGUGGGAUGGUAUAACCAGUGAUGUGGAUAGUGAUGAUUCAGAGAAUGACCAGUUGGUGAUGGAGAAUAGUGAUUCUGAUGAUGAGGAUGAUGAAGCUAUUUCGAGGAUGAUGGAGAUCCGAAACUCUCAGUCGGCUUCUUUGUCUAAAGAAGCGCAUGCUUUUUAUGCGGUCAAUCCUCUCAUUGGCAAUAUUGACGACAGCACUCUUCUUUCCUCGCUUCAAAACUCCGAACCUGGAACUUCGAAUGUGGUCCAGACCGAUCCAGAGUCUUCUGAAAAGAUCGAUUUCGAACUUGUCAAGGGGCAAUUCGCCGACAACAAUGAGCGUGCGGAAGAUAAUGAUAUGAAAGAGAAGCAUUCGUCCACCGUCGAGUUAGAUACUGCUGAAGCUAUGACCUUGGCGCACCAAGUAGCGCUCGGUCAGAAGAACAAGCAUGAUCUUGUAAACGAAGGAAUUCAUCGGUACUCAUUUAGGGACAAAGAUUCUCUUCCGGACUGGUUCAUCGAGGAUGAGAAACGGCAUUCGAAGAUCAUCAAACCCAUCACUAAAGAAGCAGCAGCAGCGAUUAAAGAGAAGCAAAAGCAACUUAACUCUCGGCCUAUCAAAAAGAUUUUAGAAGCUCAGGGUCGGAAGAAGAUGCGUGCAAUCAAGAGACUUGAGAAAAUCAAAAAGAAGAGUGACCUUAUUAACGAAGAUGCUGACAAAAGUGAACGUGAUAAGGCCGAUGAAAUCCAGCGCAUGAUGAGAAAACUCUCCAAGAAGGAGACAACUAGGCCAAAGCCGACACUUGUGGUCGCAAAGGGUCAUAAUCGUGGUCUCAGUGGCAGGCCCAAGGGAGUGAAGGGCAAAUAUAAAAUGGUGGAUGGCGUCAUGAAAAAUGAACAGAGAGCACUUAGGCGAAUUGCCAAAAAGCACAAAUAA
Molecule: messenger RNA, 4806 nt
Organism: Candidozyma pseudohaemuli
Lineage: Eukaryota; Fungi; Ascomycota; Pichiomycetes; Serinales; Metschnikowiaceae
Exons: 2
Coding region: 1-4806 (1601 amino acids)
Biological process (GO): rRNA methylation; maturation of 5.8S rRNA from tricistronic rRNA transcript (SSU-rRNA, 5.8S rRNA, LSU-rRNA); maturation of LSU-rRNA from tricistronic rRNA transcript (SSU-rRNA, 5.8S rRNA, LSU-rRNA)
Cellular component (GO): preribosome, large subunit precursor; nucleus; nucleolus
Molecular function (GO): rRNA (uridine-2'-O-ribose)-methyltransferase activity; rRNA (guanine) methyltransferase activity
Source: RefSeq, a predicted model, not a curated record